GGCAACGGUAGGGCUCCAAAGACUAGAGCAGGACAAUAACAAAAGCAACAACAUCGUCAGCAAGACAACAACCGCCGAAGAAAAAAGGGACAUUUUGCUGUUUGAUAGACCAAAUCCUCUGCAAUUCCCAUCAAUGGCUACCAAACAAACUGAUUACCAACAACAUUUCUCAUCGCAAGAGCUACCUGUAGUACUCGUAAAUCGUCUACCAUCAUUCAGGUUGCCUUCCAAGCCUCCCUUCAUAGACAAUCUACUUCCUCACUUCCAUCUACUGGACCCUCACGACGCGCCUGAGCCAUAUGACUCCUUCCUUUCCCGUCAUGCUCACUCCAUCAGGGCUCUCAUCACUGUUGGGCCCACCCCGGUUACCGCCGAGUUUCUCAAUCUUCUGCCUUGUUUGGGGCUUAUAGUGGGAACUAGUGCCGGUCUUGAUCAUAUCGACCUUCCAGCCUGUCGGAGCCGAGGCAUCGCUGUUACUAAUGCUAGCUCUGCCUUCUCCGAGGAUGUAGCAGAUUGUGCUGUUGGGUUGUUGAUUGAUGUUCUUAGAAGAAUUUCUGCUGCUGACCGAUUUGUUCGUGGCCAGAUGUGGCCUGUUAAGAAAGAGUAUCCUCUUGGUUUUAAGUUAGGGGGAAAGCGAGUUGGGAUUGUAGGCCUGGGAAGCAUCGGCUCUGAAAUUGCAAAGAGGCUUUCGGCCUUCAACUGCAGCAUUGCCUACAACUCAAGGAAGAAGAAGCCAUCCGUGCCAUUUCCAUUCUAUGCUAAUGUUAGCGACCUUGCAGCAAACAGUGAUGUUCUCAUACUUUGUUGUGCACUGACAGAGGAAACUACCCACAUUAUAAAUAAGGAUGUCAUGAUAGCACUAGGAAAGCAAGGGUUGAUAAUCAAUGUUGGGCGUGGGUCUCUUAUCGACGAGAAGGUAUUAGUGCAGUGUUUGGUGCGAGGAGAAAUAGGGGGCGCAGGUCUUGAUGUGUUUGAAAAUGAGCCUAACGUGCCCAAGGAGCUGCUUGGACUUGAUAAUGUUGUGUUGUCCCCACAUUGCGCAGUCAUGACCCCAGAAUCCUUUGAAGCAUUGCUCCAGCUGACCGUUGCUAACUUAAAAGCUUUCUUUUCAAACAAACCUUUGUUAUCUGUAGUGUCAAAUGAAUGAACUAUCCAGUCUUUUAGCUGUAAGGCUUCCUAACCUUCCCAGCUUUGGCAUCUUUGUAAGUUAAAACUCUAAUGUUCCAAUAAAUGCUUCGUGAAUAAAGAUCAACAUUUGGUUAAA
This is a messenger RNA of Theobroma umbraticum, 1264 nucleotides long. RefSeq names its product glyoxylate/hydroxypyruvate reductase HPR3-like. Gene Ontology annotation, molecular function: glyoxylate reductase (NADPH) activity; hydroxypyruvate reductase [NAD(P)H] activity; NAD binding. Gene Ontology annotation, cellular component: cytosol. Lineage: Eukaryota; Viridiplantae; Streptophyta; Magnoliopsida; Malvales; Malvaceae. The record is from RefSeq and is a predicted model, not a curated record.